Zea mays is the source of this 1448-nucleotide messenger RNA. RefSeq lists its product as uncharacterized. NCBI's taxonomy places the organism in Eukaryota, Viridiplantae, Streptophyta, Magnoliopsida, Poales, Poaceae. The record is from RefSeq and is marked provisional. The transcript has a single exon. Gene Ontology annotation, biological process: proteolysis. Bases 884 to 1282 code for a protein of 132 amino acids. Gene Ontology annotation, molecular function: serine-type carboxypeptidase activity.
GGCGGCGGUGUUUCCGAAAGAAGCACUUCCGACCAAGUCCGGGUACCUCCCCAUCCCGCCCGUCAACGCCUCUCUCUUCUUCGCCUUCUACGAGGCCACGGAUCCAGUCACGCCGCCGGCCUCCACGCCGCUCCUCCUCUGGCUGCAGGGCGGGCCGGGGUGCUCCAGCCUCCUGGGCAACUUCUUCGAGCUCGGCCCCUACUUCGUGAACCCCGACGGCGAGACCCUCUCGCGCAACCCCUUCGCGUGGAACCGCCGCUUCGGACUCCUCUUCAUCGACAGCCCGCUCGGCACAGGCUUCAGCGCGGCGCCGUCCCCGGCCGACAUCCCCACCAACCAGUCCGUCAUCGCCGCGCACAUCCUCGCCGCGCUGCAGUCCUUCUACGCCCUGGACCCAGCCCUCCGCGCGCGGCCCUUCUUCCUGACGGGCGAGAGCUACGCGGGCAAGUACAUCCCCGCGGCGGGGGCGCACAUCCUGGACGCGAACCGGGCGCUGCCGGAGGCGCUGCGCGUGAACCUCCGCGGCGUGGCCAUCGGCAACGGGCUCACGCACCCGGUGGCGCAGGUGGCCACGCACGCGGACUCGGCCUACUUCCUGGGCCUCCUCAACGCGCGGCAGAAGCGGGAGCUGGAGGCGCUGCAGUCGGAGGCGGUGUCGCUGACACGGGCCCAGCGGUGGGCCGCGGCGUCGGACGCGCGGGGGCGGGUGCUGUCGUGGCUGCAGAACACGACGGGGCUGGCCACGCUGUACGACUACGCGAAGCAGCGGGACUACGCGACGGCCGCCGUGGGGGCGUUCCUGAACCGCGCCGAGGCCAAGGCGGCGCUGGGCGCGCGCGAGGACGUGGCGUGGGAGGAGUGCAGCGACGCGGUGGGCGUGGCGAUGCACGCGGACGUGAUGCGCAACGUGCUGCCGCAGGUGGAGUCGCUGCUGCGGAGCACGGCCCGCGUGCUGCUGUACCAGGGCGUCCGCGACCUCCGGGACGGCGUCGUGUCCACCGAGGCGUGGCUGGGCGGGGUGCGCUGGGACGGCCUGCGCGCGUUCCUGGACGCGGAGCGCGCCGUGUGGCGGACGGCCGCGGAGGGCGGGGAGCUCGCGGGCUACGUGCAGCGGUCGGGCUCGCUGACGCACGUGGUGGUGUACGCCGCGGGGCACCUAGUGCCGGCGGACAACGGGCGCGCGGCGCAGGAGAUGAUCGAGGGAUGGGUGCUGGGGACAGGGAUGUUCGGCCGCGGUUGUGGUGAUCGCGUCCGCGACGGCGUCAGGAGCGCCGCCACAUGAUGGCUGCCCGAGCACCCCGACAGCACGGGCGGAAUGUGUCCCAGCUAUCUUACUGCGCGAUAUGGAUUCUUGUUGCUCGGAUUUGAAUGGGUUCGAUUCGAUUCUAUGUUUACCGAGUGAUGAAACAGAUCGGAAUGCAAAAAAAACAGAGAUACUUUUAACUGUU